CAAAACACGAUUAAAUGGCUUACACCGUUUUUGCAUCAAUACCACAUAAUCCAUAAUUACACUUAACUAUACAGGAAAAAAAAUUAAAUUCAUAUUUCAAGCUCACAGAUCAUCAUUUCUGUAUAUUAUAGUUAGCAGAUACAUGUUACUGUGAAUUUUUUACUGCAGGCGUUAUCUGCACUUAUGGUAUCUCCUCUGGCUAAAUUCAAUUCCAUGAGAGUAUCUGAAGCAAUGGAGCAGUCAGACUUGAACUGCGCGGAGAAAAGUUCCGAGCAAUCAGUUAGUCGACCAGCGCGCCUCUGUAACCAACAAGUCGAAAAAGUCGCGGAAAAACCUUGGCUAGGUUGUUCAGUGUUAAUUCCACUGUACUGACGGGGGCAGACGUUUUUUCCGCAUAAAUUAUAAAAUUAUUCUCGAGGACUCGACAGUGAAGCUUCAAAGCGUGAAUUUCGGCUUAAACUUUUUCAGUGUGCUAGCUACGGACCUGUCUCAUGAAAUGUUCUUUUUUGAUUCCAAAACAUAAUGCACCCGUGAAAAAGAUUCUGAUGAGAUGUUUUCUUAGUUCGUGAUUUGAGAAGAUGUGAUUUUCAAAAAAGAAAAAUUAUAUUAAUUAUAGAUAUUAGUGGAGAAUUAGAGUGAUACCAAAAUAAAGGUAAAUAAAAUUUCAUGUGAGAAUUUUAUGACAAGUGAUGAGCGUUUAAAUGGAAUAAAAUUGUGAAAAUAAUUAAUAUUCUAAUGUUUGAAUAAUAUGGUGAUCAGCCCCUAUCAUGAUCAGGGCGUGAUCGUUUGAAAAGGAGGUAUUUUGUCUUGUUUUAUUAACACAGUGCCAUCUUGGAUUAUUAAAUGAAAAGUUAGUGUUGAGAUCAACAUGCAUGCAUGCUUAUAAAGUCGAAACAAGUUAAUUACGAAGUUGAUAACAAGAAACAACAAAAAUGAAGAUCGAAACGGAGCCGAAAACGCGGUCAAGUGAAAGCUCGUCAAACGAUUCGGGGGUCAUGACAGAGGACUCAGCGGCUCUCAAUGAUGUUUGCGCCCAUAAUAAAGUCAAUAUGUCCGCGACGAUUCAAGUCAAUGACGAUAACAAAGUAUAUGAUAAUGAGUACAAAAUUGUCAACUCCAGUCAAAUUCAAAAUGGCGACGAUAAAGUCCAUUGUACCACCACCAGCAACCAAACAAAACCAAGCAGUUCACCUGAAUCCACUCAUAUAUCAAUAGAAUCGAUUGAUGAAGAUGCCAUAGAUUCAUCUGUUAUCGAUUCAGAUUCAGACUUUGAGGACAUGCCGACAAAUGGUGAAUUUAUAAUUCAGGAGCUAGGUCAACACAUUACACCAAAUAAUUGUAAAAAUGGAAUAAUAGUAGUCAGUCAAAAUCAAUUGGAUAAAUCCGGUUCGAAUAGCAAUGUAUCAACAACUCCACGACCCCAGAUUGGCAGCAUAGCUGUGCAAAAUUCCACGGAUAUUACUUUUGGUGAUAAAACUUUCUACCAAGGACCAGUUACAAUUAAACAAUUUCUAUUGGAAAACAAUAAGUGGAAACCAAAGGAUUCAAAUGGAAACGUUAAUCCUGCCUUUGAUGGAAGUGAUACGGAAAAAACCAAUGGUGACAAAAAUGGAACAAAUAACCAGAAAACAGAUUACAAAAAGAUAUUUCUUAAAAAAAAGGCGGUGACAAUAACUGGUGGAAUAAUCCUUGUUAUCCUCAUACUCAUCACAAUCAUCACAAGUUCGCUGCUUUUAGCAAAAAGCAAGUCAUUAAAUUCCAAAUUGGGCGAUGGCGAUGAUUCAAGGCUAAACAUACCGAUUAAUUCCACUAUAGGAAAAGAUAAUAUCGGAGGAGGCAAGGUCUUAAGGAUGGUGUCCAGAGCGGAAUGGGUGGCGCAACCACCUAGGAAUACCUUGAAUGAUCUAGAACUUCCUGCAAGGAGAGUUAUUAUUGCCCACACAGCAACCGAAGGAUGUUUAUCUCAAGGUAGUUGCACCUUCCACGUUCGAUAUAUUCAAACAUUUCACAUGGAAUCUCGACAAUGGGAUGAUAUUUCCUACAACUUCUUAGUCGGUGGUGAUGGUGCAGUUUACGAAGGUCGUGGAUGGGAUAAAGAAGGAGCACAUACGAAAGGGUUCAACAAAAAUAGUAUUUGCAUAGCAUUCAUUGGAACCUUUAUUAAUCAGGUACCUCCAGAUCGACAGCUAAAUGCCGCGAAACUUCUAAUCGAAGAAGGUGUCCGACUGAACAAAAUUUCUAAAGAUUAUAAAUUAUUCGGUCAUAGACAGUUAAUUCCUUCCGAGAGUCCUGGUGAGAAACUUUAUGAAAUUAUCAAAAAAUGGCCCCAUUGGUCUGAUGAAAUUGAAGUUUAGAAAUUAAGAUAUUUCAUAGAAAAUUAGAAUUAAUAUGAAAAAGUGAUUUUAUGUUCAAGGAUGUAAAUAUUUUUCAAUGUUUUUAUUGAACUAUUAUUGUGAUAAAUUUGUAUUAAAAAUGUGAAAAUUUUACUCUUGCACAGUUAGUUUGUUAUAUUUUGUAAACGUAUCUAAUGAGCAAUAUUGGAGAAAAAAAUGUGCAAGAGCGAAGUUACUUCAUUGAUAGCAAUCGGAUAUUAUCGAAAGUCAUAUCGUAAUUUUAAUUUAAGGUACUCUCACUGUUUUAGUAAAUCUUUCUAGAUCGCUCAUUAUUAAAUGUAAAUAAUGUAACAAUAUACAUAAGUAUAUUAUUUUAUGUAGAAAUGCAUUUUGUUAGUAAAUACAGUUACGAAAAAACUAGAUUUA
Messenger RNA from Hermetia illucens (black soldier fly), 2759 nucleotides. RefSeq names its product peptidoglycan-recognition protein LC (gene PGRP-LC). The transcript is spliced from 5 exons. NCBI's taxonomy places the organism in Eukaryota, Metazoa, Arthropoda, Insecta, Diptera, Stratiomyidae. Gene Ontology annotation, biological process: peptidoglycan catabolic process. The coding region runs from base 933 to 2354 and encodes 473 amino acids. Gene Ontology annotation, molecular function: N-acetylmuramoyl-L-alanine amidase activity; zinc ion binding. The record is from RefSeq and is a predicted model, not a curated record.